This is a messenger RNA of Anoplophora glabripennis (Asian longhorned beetle), 1229 nucleotides long. RefSeq names its product splicing factor U2af 38 kDa subunit (gene U2af38). Gene Ontology annotation, biological process: mRNA splicing, via spliceosome. The transcript is spliced from 5 exons. Gene Ontology annotation, cellular component: spliceosomal complex; U2AF complex. Lineage: Eukaryota; Metazoa; Arthropoda; Insecta; Coleoptera; Cerambycidae. The record is from RefSeq and is a predicted model, not a curated record. Bases 58 to 774 code for a protein of 238 amino acids. Gene Ontology annotation, molecular function: metal ion binding; pre-mRNA 3'-splice site binding.
GUCAAUGGUCAAAAACGGCAUUUUGUGUUUGGCGUUUCGGCUUAUUUUUUUUCGGAAAUGGCCGAAUAUUUGGCUUCAAUUUUUGGUACAGAAAAGGACAAGGUAAAUUGCUCCUUUUAUUUCAAGAUAGGGGCUUGCAGACACGGUGAUCGUUGUUCCAGAAUACACAACAAACCGACGUUUUCUCAAACAUGUUUAUUACAAAAUUUGUAUGUAAACCCACAGAAUUCAGCAAAAUCAGCCGAUGGCAGUCAUUUGGUAGCAAAUGUAUCGGACGAAGAAAUGCAGGAGCAUUACGAUAACUUUUUCGAAGACGUGUUCGUCGAGUGUGAAGAUAAAUAUGGUGAAAUCGAAGAAAUGAAUGUGUGCGACAAUUUGGGAGAUCACCUAGUCGGCAAUGUGUAUAUAAAGUUUCGUAGAGAAGAAGAUGCAGAACGUGCUGUAAAUGACUUGAAUAACCGUUGGUUCGGUGGACGGCCGGUAUACGCAGAAUUAAGUCCGGUGACUGACUUCAGGGAGGCCUGUUGCAGGCAGUAUGAGAUGGGGGAGUGUACUCGUUCAGGUUUUUGCAACUUCAUGCACCUCAAACCUAUUUCCAGGGAACUGAGAAGGUAUUUGUACUCGCGUAGGAAAGGGGGCCGCAGUGGGAAUCAUAUUGGCGGUGGAAGGGCACGUACACGAUCUCGGUCUCCUAAAAGGGGACGGUCUCGUUCCAGGGACAGGAAGGGGUCACGAUCGCCCAAACAUCGAUCCGGUCGCAGCGGUCGCUACUGAUAAAAAUGUAUUGGUAGUAAAACGCAAAAGAUUUAUGUUUUUUUAUUUUUUUCACCUUAAGGUUUAGUAAUGUAAAGAGAAUGAGGAAUAGGGAACAAUUUUUAAUUAAUAAAGCAUGUAAUGAACGAUAUUUGUUUAGAAAAAUGUAUUUCAGGAUGAUCUAAGUUUUCUUAAAUAACAACAUUAAAAAAAAAACAUUAGUAAUGGAUAUGCCUUCAACUUAUAUAAUCGGUACGUUUUAAACUGAGGAUUAUUCAACAGAAUGCUUUGGUGAAUAUUUUUGAUUUCAUGGUAUUGUUUACUUUUUUUUUGUACAGAAUUCCUGAAACGGUGGUAUUUUUCAGCAGUUUCUGAUAUUUUUCAUGAACGUUAGUGUUUCCCUCAAAUAAAAGUAGAACUUCCUAGUUUAUAUGUAACGUUUUUUGAUUGUGACCUUAAUAAAUUUUUUUAUAGCA